AUGACAGCAACAAACAACAACAACAACUUUAUCGUUUCUGAUGAAAAAGUUAUUGAUUCAUUAGUUGAGGAAUUAGUUGUGGCAGAAACUAAAACCCUCAACGAAAGAAUUGGUGAAAACAGGAUUGAUUUACAUAACUACCUCAAACAUGAUGGAGGAAGAGGAAGGAAAACUGGUACAGCUUUAUUAGUAAAUAAAAUUUCAAAUUUAACGAUUAUAGAUGUUGAUAUCAAUAAAUCAUACAAUGAUGAACUUAAAGAAACAGUUGGAAAAGACAUUUUAUCAAAACUUUCGGAUAAAGAUGUUAUCGUUAAAACUGCUUCAGGAGGUCUUCACAUUUAUUGCAACACUAAUUUCUUCUAUUCAACCUCGAACAGAAUGAUUAAAUGUUAUUCCUGCAAUGAUUAUGAUAUCGAUAUAAUGACUUCUAUGGAUGAUUCAAAGCGUUCAUUAGUGGUUAUGGCUGAUUCAAGAGUUCGAAAGAAUGCAUCAGAACCAAUCAAUACAUACUCAUUCAUUCGUGGAAGUUAUGAUUCAACAUUAACUAGAACAGUGAAUGAUAUAUUAAAUGAUUUGAAUAUUAAGGUAAGAGUUGAACAGAAGAACGAAGAAAUAAAGAGUAUAAUGAAUGAAAACAAAGAUGUAAACAUUGACGAUAAACUUGCCCAGAGCAUAGUUGAUGGCAUCUGUGAUUUUGAAGUACAUAAUGAUGGUGGAAACAUGAAUUUAGAAAAAGAAGUUACAUUAUUCACACUGUUUCAAGCUAUUAAUUCGUUACCUAAUCAUUUAAUUAAUGAAGCCUACGAUAACGUUUAUAACUUCUGCAGUUUAACAGAAAAUGCAAAAAGUAAUUUUGAAAAAGCACGUGAUAGAUAUGCAUAUUUAAUGACUUCUCCAUUUGUUUUGGUAAAGAUUCUAAAACUUUAUCAAAAGGAAUAUUAUGAUGAAUAUGUUUUGCCUUUAUUACGUAAGCCAAAAAUAACAUUUGAUAUAAAACUUGAUGACUCGUUUUUGAUAACAGAUAUUAGACGCAAGGCUGAAAAUCAUCAGUAUAAAAACAGUUCUGAAGUAAUUGAGGAUUUAUCACGUGUAAUCCGUUUUGUAG
Messenger RNA from Trichomonas vaginalis G3, 1105 nucleotides. Its product is annotated as Prim-pol domain family. The transcript has a single exon. NCBI's taxonomy places the organism in Eukaryota, Parabasalia, Trichomonadida, Trichomonadidae. The record is from RefSeq and is a predicted model, not a curated record. The annotation marks the transcript as partial.